Ambispora leptoticha is the source of this 1089-nucleotide messenger RNA. The record is from the annotation of a GenBank genome assembly. Lineage: Eukaryota; Fungi; Glomeromycota; Glomeromycetes; Archaeosporales; Ambisporaceae.
GACUCAUGGGUUAUUAUUACAGGGUUAUCUCAGUGUGAUUUGAUUUUUCAACAAAAAGGAAAAACCAUUAUGAGCAAUUCUAACCUUCAUACCUUAUCCUCGCCUAAAUCAGCGAUGGACACUAUUCAAGGUUUGGAAAUCCAUCCGAAAGAUGGCAAUGGAGAACGAGAUAGGACGAGAUAUUUACAACAAAUUCCUUCUACCAUACAAGUAAGUCUCAAAGUCCAAAAAUACGACGUAUCAGAAACAAGUCCAACUCGAUCAAAUUGCUCUAUGGAUCAGGAUACUGGUGCCCACUCGCAGAUCCAGAAUGUGCCCAACCACAAUCAACGUAUCAUGGAAAUUGGACAAGGGCAAGAUCAUCAAAGCGACAUUCGGAACGUCAGUCACAGCUCCCACCAGAGAGCAGAAGGAACACUUGAUCACAGUCCGACAAGAGAACGAUCAAUGCUUCUUCCCUCGAGAUCAGAAUGGGAUAAUUAUUCCAAAAAUAGAAACUUGGGAGUUCGGGAAUUGCGCGGAAACAAAUUCAUGGAUUCGUCUAUCUCGAUGGAGGCCGGAUCUUCCGAUCAAAUCUCGCACAAUAUCAGUGCAGACAGCAAAAGUGAAGACACCGUGCAGGAAUUGCAAGAUUUGCUUGAGAAACUGAAGAAUGAUCCUCGAGGAUUCCAUGAAACUAGAGACGAAAGGUUAUUGCACCCAGAAGAUAGGGAGUACUUCUGUGAUAUUUUCGGUAUCACUGGUGUCCACCCGGUGUUCGUAGACCAUUCUGGAAUGGUCGUUUGGAUGUUUGAUGAUCGUGGGAUCAUGUUCCAAUGGGACGACAUGGCACAAAACAUAGAAUACUUGGGGAUUGAUCUGAGGCAAGGUCUUACGAACUACAUCUACCAUCCAGAGAAGAUAUGCGCCAUAAUGGAGGACACUGGCGAGCUGAUACCAGUAGAGGAAUUUAAGCGUCGUGUAUACGAAAAAUAUCGCAUGGCUAAGCCGGCAGGAGUGAUAUGGGAAGAAUCUCAGAAGAAAUCUGCAAAGAAACCUGCAAAGAAAUUUGCGAAGAAAGAGCGUAGGAAAUCGAAGAAGAAUAAAUAG